CUAGUUAAAGGUUGCUGGAACUGCGAAAUGUUUUAUGGAGAAUACUUGGUUUAGGGAGGUAGACAAUUUACUAUUGGUUGGAAGGAAGUCGGUUUUAUGACACAAGCAUGGAGACACCAGUCAAUUCUUUACAUUCCUUGAAUGGAUUGUUUUCUGAGGUGCCAGAUGUUAGUGUGUUGCAAAAGGAAGAACUUAAAAUGUGGCUUAAGGCACCAGCUCCGGGCAUUGCUGAAAUUCCACUUACUCAGGAUCUUCAAAAUGAGUUAUCAACAGAGGUAAUGGCACUAAAGAAGUUUCAGCAACCAUUUAAAGAAAGUAAUGAAACAGAAAGUAAAGCUUCUGUUUCAUGUGCCUCCCAGUGUGGAAACAAAACAAAAAAAACAAGCUUGGAGGGCAUGACAUUACCAUUUUCAUGGAUUACAAAUGAUGUUUCCCAAUGUAUAGAUUUAACGCAGGAUGAACAUAUCUGUUCAUUAAGCCCAGUUACAGAUACUGAGGAAAAUAUGAGUGCAUUCAAAAAAAGCUUGUUUGGGAAAUAUGAUUGUUCUUUAAACAGUGAAGACCAAUGUCUUAUAGUGGAAAAUGGGAGUUCUAAUUUUGUAACCUCAAAAGAAGCACAAAAAGAAGCAAUGAAAGCAGAUUUUGACAUAUGCCCACCUCAGCAAAUGGCUUUCGAUUUAUUUAAUGAAACUGUAGUUCAAAAGGACAUGCUGAAUAAGGAGAAAUUUUCUCACUCUGCUUCUUCAAAUAUCUCUAACAAAGAUGAUGCACAAUAUGGAAUUGUUACACCUGUCACAGAAAUCCCUAAGCAAUUCCGGACUGUCUUCAAAGAAUUUCCAUACUUUAAUUAUAUACAGUCGAAAGCAUUGGAGCAUCUUCUUUAUUCAGACAGAAACUUUGUGCUUUGUGCUCCAACUGGAUCUGGAAAGACAGUUAUAUUUGAACUUGCAAUUAUUCGAUUGCUAAUGCAAGUGCCAAUGCCUUGGACAAAUGUUAAAAUAGUAUACAUGGCACCAAUCAAAGCUUUAUGUGGUCAGAGAUAUGAUGACUGGAAAGCAAAAUUUGGACCAGUUGGUUUGAAUUGCAAAGAGUUAACUGGUGAUACUGAAAUGGAUGAUCUUUUUGAAAUUCAGCAUGCACACAUCAUCAUGACAACUCCAGAAAAAUGGGAUAGUAUGACGAGAAAAUGGAAAGAUAAUACUUUGGUUCAGCUUGUACGUUUGUUUCUGAUUGAUGAGGUGCAUAUUUUGAAGGAAGAAAAUCGAGGUGCAACACUUGAGGUUGUCGUCAGCAGAAUGAAAACAAUCUAUUCUCUUUCUCAUUUGUCAGAAGAUAGAAAGGCAUUCAUACCGAUGAGAUUUGUGGCAGUUUCUGCAACCAUUCCUAAUGUGGAAGAUAUAGCGGAUUGGUUGUCGGAUGAAAACAGUCCUGGUGUAUGCAUGAAAAUGGAUGAAUCAAGCAGACCAGUGAAACUGCGCAAAGUGGUGUUAGGCUUUCCUUGCAGCACCAAGCAGUCAGAGUUCAAGUUUGAUCUAACACUAAAUUACAAAAUAGCUAAUAUAAUACAAACCUAUUCAGAUGGGAGACCAACCCUUGUGUUUUGUUCUACAAGGAAAGGAGUACAACAAGCAGCGUCUAUUCUAACCAAAGAUGCAAAGUUUGUAAUGAGCAUUGAACACAAGCAGAGGCUUCAGAAAUGUGCUAAUUCAAUUAAAGAUUCUAAGCUAAGAGAUGUUUUACAAUAUGGUGUUGGUUACCACCAUGCUGGUGUUGAUAUAUCUGACAGGAAAGUCAUUGAAAACUCUUUUUUAAUUGGAGAUCUUCCAGUACUUUUCACCACAAGUACCUUAGCUAUGGGAGUAAACCUUCCAGCUCAUUUAGUUAUUGUAAAAUCAACAAUGCAUUAUGUCUCUGGAAUGUUUCAAGAAUAUAGUGAGACAGAUAUUCUUCAGAUGAUUGGAAGAGCUGGAAGACCUCAGUUUGAUUCUACAGCCACAGCCGUCAUUAUGACCAGAUUAAGCACCAAAGAAAAAUAUGUACACAUGUUAGAUGGUGCAGAUACAAUAGAAAGCAGCUUGCACAAGCAUCUUGUUGAGCAUCUGAAUGCAGAAAUAGCACUGCACACCAUUACAGAUGUUAAAGUUGCUUUGGAGUGGAUAAGAUCGACUUUCUUGUAUAUCAGAGCGCUGAAGAACCCAGCUUAUUAUGGCUUUUCUGAAGGAUUAGACAAGAUUGGAAUUGAAGCAAAAUUGCAAGAAUUGUGCUUAAAAAAUCUAAAUGAUUUGUCUUCUCUGGGAUUAAUUAAAAUGGAUGAAGAAAUUAAUUUUAAACCCACAGAAACUGGAAAACUGAUGGCUCUGUAUUACAUUGCAUUUAACACAGCAAAAUUGUUUCAUACAAUUAGAGGAACAGAAACACUAGCUGAAUUGGUGUCACUGAUAUCAUCAUGUUCAGAAUUCUCAGAUGUGCAGCUAAGAGCAAAUGAAAGAAGAGUUUUGAACACUUUAAAUAAAGACAAGAACAGAGUAACUAUCAGAUAUCCAAUGGAAGGGAAGAUUAAAACCAAAGAAAUGAAAGUUAACUGCCUUAUUCAAGCUCAUCUUGGGUGCAUUCUUGUUCAAGACUUCUCUCUGACACAAGAUAUUUCAAAGAUUUUCAGGCAUGGCACACGAUUGGCUAAAUGUUUAUCAGAGUUUCUUGCAUUGCAAGAAAACAAGUUCUCUGCAUUUCUAAAUGCACUAAUUUUGACCAAGUGUUUCAAAAGCAAACUUUGGGAAAAUUCAUCACACAUUUCUAAGCAACUGGAAAAAAUUGGUGUCACUCUGGCAAAUGCAAUGGUAAAUGCAGGACUUACAACAUUUAAAAAAAUAGAAGAUACAAAUGCCAGAGAACUUGAAUUGAUUGUCAAUAGGCACCCACCCUUUGGAAAUCAAAUAAAAGAAUCUGUUGCACACCUUCCAAAGUAUGAAAUAAAGUUCCAGCAGCUAGCAAAGUACAGAGCUACAACUGCAGAAGUUGUUUUGACUGUUCUCUUGACAAAUUUCAAGCAGCUGCAGAAGAAAAGAACAGCUCCAGAUUCACAUUUUGUAAUGCUUGUUAUUGGAGAUGAUGAUAAUCAAGCUAUCUUCAAACAGAAAAUUAUGGACUCCUCUCUUUUUAAAACUGGAAGUUGGACAAGAAAAAUUGAAAUCAAAAGAGCAUCUAAAUCAACUAAUGUUUGCUUGAAUCUCAUCAGCUCAGAAUAUGUUGGCCUUGACAUCCAACAAAGUUUCAACAUUUGCUAUCUGGGAUCAGACAGUUUUAAUGCAGAUCUGGUGACUCAGCAUAAAUCUGAAAAUAUAUUUUCACAAGAAAUAUAUAAAACUUCCACAAAAACUAAAGAUAUUGCUGAUACUAAUUGGUCUAUGAGACAGACAGCCAUAAAAUGUGCUACUAGAGAAUGUAAUCAUAAUUGCAAGAAUAAAGAUGCCUGUGGACAUGAAUGCUGUAAAGUUGGAGUGUCUGAGAAGGCUGAGAUGAAGACAAACUUCUAUUCUUACCUAAAUGAUCUAAGGACUCGAAAUUCAGUUUCAUCAGCUACACCAGUGAAAAGACUAAAGAUGCAGAUGGAAGCUGAAACUAGGAAUGUGAAUUUACAGAACUUUGUCUUCACGCCAAAACCUUCAAUAAGGUCACCAUGUCUGAAAAUUCCUGAAAACAUUUUACUUCAAGCAGAGUCUUCUGUUUUGACAAACAAAUAUAAAGCUUCACAUCAAGAAGAAACAUGUUGUAAAUAUGAAAUUAAAGGUUGCGGAGAAAAGCAAACAAAAGGGAUGCCAAAAAAAACAUGUGAAAGGAGAAAUCUCACUGAUUCAGACAAAUGCAACUCAUCGUCAUCAGAGAACGCAGCAUACGUGACAUUUGACUUGGGCAAUGACAUAUGGGAUGAUUUUGAUGAUGAUAAUCUUUUAGAUGCUAGUAAUAUUUCAAGUUUAACUGACCAACACACUUCAGAAUUUACAGACGUCUCGUUCAGUAAGAACCAACCUGUAUCAAAGUCCUCAUUGUCAGCAGGACACCAUGAAGAAGCAAGAUACAAUGCAAUGAGUAUAAACAAGGAUUCCUAUAGAUAUUUAAAUGCUAAGUCAGAAGUUUUUUCUCAAGAAAACACCCAGUGCAUUGAUGUUGUACCAUCAAAUCAAAAAUUACAUGGAAAGAUGUUUUCUGAGAAUACUAUAAAACAUAUGUUUACCCUUCAAGAAGAAACCAAUUACCCUGUUACCUCCAAAAUGGAUUCUCCACACAAUGGUUGCUGGUCAAGUAACAUUUUUUUCAAGACUCCAGAAAAUAAAACACAAGAGAGAGGAUGUUAUCAUCAGGAAGAUGAAACAAAUGCUUUCAUUGGAAUAUUUAAUGGAAUAUUUUAAAGGCUCGCUUCACAUGGUCCUUAUAAUGUACAUUUUAUAUUUACAUAUUGUGGUAUCUGUAGGUUUAUGACAUUUUGCAGGUUGUUUUGUUGUAAUGUACUUUGUCCGUAACAGAAAAAAAAGUUUGUUAUUAAUACUUGCAGACAUAAUUGCUUAAUGGCUCUAGGUCAAUUUCACCUUCAGAAAACAGAAGCAUUUAGCAGCUAUUAGAAAAAUAAUCACAUUUCAAGCUGGACCUCUUUUUGCAUUUUUAUGUUAACAUUAUUGUUAAUGCUGCUUGUUAUAGUUGGAGAUCAGUAUCCCUCCAUCAGUCUGCAUUACUCUUCCCAGAGUUUUUGUAUAUCCAGUUCACCCUUUACAAUAAGCAAAGAUGUACUUCCAGAAAAUUCUCUAAAAUAUAGUCUCAAACCAGUCAGUUUGAAUAGGCCUUUGGAGUUCUUUGUAAAGUUCUUUGACAGAACUGGAGCUGCCAGUUUUGUACUCCGGCCUAUGAAAGUUUUGCAUCAGCCCCCCAGCCCUAAAUGAGAAAUGAACAGCAUCAAUGCAGGGGCACAUUUGGAGGACCAGAGGCCCACAACUGUAGUCAUUGCUGAACUGGUAGUAUAGGGGACACAGGAAUAAAACCACUGAUGUUUAAAAUAAAUGUUUAUGCAAGUUGGAUUGUUAUAGUUUAUUUCAGUUUCUGAGAUAAAAUAUUGUUUUUUUGUGUCGCUGACAUGAAUUUUGUUAUUUUAUGAAUCUCUUAUUUUAAAACCAUUUUAUAUUUAUGCUACUCGAUUUUGUACAUUCUGAAUUGUUAAUAGGCUGUAGGUUUUAUUACAUAAAUGCAAGAGUUUUCAAUUGCUUGAAUCGAAAUUCCCAUCACCAUAACCAAUCUUAUUUGUGCUUAUUGUUCCAGAUGUAAAACACUUCUGCAAAUGUCUGCUUUCAUUUAUGAAAUAUUGUUAUGUAGGUUCUAUAGUACUCAAAUGCUUUUUAUGACCUUUAUUGUUAACAUUAACAUAGAAAGCUAUUUUGGCUCUAAACUGCAUAUUGAUAGGAACAUGCAGGUAAUGAAAAGCAAUACUAGAAACUUUAGAAAACCAAUAUUCUUGAGUUGAGUUUCAUAGAGAACUAUUAAACAGGGCUCAGGUUGGAAUAAAAUUUAAGGCUAUGUGCAAAAAAAA
Messenger RNA from Xenopus tropicalis (tropical clawed frog), 5572 nucleotides. It is a transcript of the gene hfm1, whose product is annotated as HFM1, ATP-dependent DNA helicase homolog. NCBI's taxonomy places the organism in Eukaryota, Metazoa, Chordata, Amphibia, Anura, Pipidae. The record is from RefSeq and is a predicted model, not a curated record. The coding region runs from base 108 to 4406 and encodes 1432 amino acids. Gene Ontology annotation, molecular function: 3'-5' DNA helicase activity; nucleic acid binding; hydrolase activity. The transcript is spliced from 39 exons.